AUGUGUUAUUCAGCUUAUGAUCCAAACCUACAGACUCUCAUUCCUGAUGUGGAUAUGACAAAUGUAGAUCGCUUACUCAACACAAGUGCUGAAAACCUCAAGGCUGAGAUGAUUACCAUUAUGGAGGGGUUUGGGCUUGAGAAGAGCAUGAUAGACAAGGCCCAUAAUUCCAAAUCCGAACUACUGCUUAACUGGUCUGCUGCUGCUAUGCAGAUGUCCUCCACCAUUUGCAACACUGCCUACUUUCAUUACGUUGAUUGGUUCAACUACAAAUAUAACAACAAGCAUAAGAGUGCUACUCAGGAUACUGCUGGCACUGGCACAGAAGUCUCCGCCGAGUCAGCUCAGACCAUCACUCUGAGUGCUACUCAGGCUACUGUUCAUACUGGCACAGAAGUCUCUGGCAAGUCAGCUCAGAUCAUCACUCUGAGUGCUCCUCUUGCCAGCGGUUCCACUGAAUGUGACUUGAAGAAGCCAAAGGUCUCAAAAGACUCGGAGGAGACAAAGAAUGCCACUGGCAGCUUGAAGAAGAAGCAGAAGAAGAGGAAGAUGAAUGGCAAGUCUUCUGCUCAUUCUGCCAGUGGCAGACUCGGAACUCAAAGUCCUCAUGGCUUCUCAAUGGACUUAGAUCUGCCACCAGCAUGGAACCCGGGCCCUAACUCAGAUGGGGAUGAUAUGGUCUACCAUGAUGAAGAAGUGGACAUGGAAAAUGAUCUUCCGAUUCCCAAUAGAGAGACACUGGGUUGUGGAGCUGCAGGGGGGCAUUCUAUGCGAUAUGAAGGUGCUGCAAGGAUACAUGGAUGGGGCCUGACUUUCCUGGAGUGGUUCAAUGAUGAUGACUGGGAGCUCGCUAGUUUUCUACUGUCCUCAGCAUUGAGUAUGGCAGCCAUAGAUCACUUCCUAGGGUUAGAACUGAUCAAAGCCUUACCGCUCUUCUUUCACACAGCAAAAGAGCUAUGGAGUCGUGCUAAGCUUCUACCCUCUGGUCCCAAGUGGCAAUAUCAUGUUAUUUCCACCAAUCAUCCAAUGAAACUACCUGUGCACCUGUAUUGCGGAGCGUACAGUAUGAAUAUACAGCAAAUGGAUGACUGGCAAAGCAGCCUGGACAAUUCCAAGCUUCCAGAGGAGUCUACAUUGCUUGGUGUAAUACUUUCCUCUGAUAAGACCAAUAUCACAAACAUGACCGGCAGACACAUCGCUCACCCCCUCCUCAUCAGUCUUGCCAACAUCAAGAUGGCAGUUCAAAACAAGGCAUCAUCACACACUUUUCUUCUCACAGCCCUGCUUCCCAUCACUGAAUUUUUGCAUCCAGUCAAAUCCAAAACCACCCUUACACAACUCAAGAGCAUCAAAUCUAUAGUUGACCCUCUAAAUGUUGAAGCCUUCUUCACUGCAUAUCCAAAUUUGUUUCUGACUCCAGAGGCCUUGCACCAUUGGCAUUGCGAAUCCUAUGAUCACGAUGUACAGUGGUGUAUUAAAAUUGGUAUCUCAACGCUCAAGCAAGUCACCAGAAGAGCGCAGCGGGACAUACGGUGUUACCUUGUUGCUGUCAUCGCGAAUGCUGCACCUCCGGGUGUUGUCAUAGCUGUCUGUGUGCUAAUGGACUUCCGUUACUUAUCUCAAGCAGUAACCAUCGAUGAAAAGCAAUGUCAGAAGAUCCUUGACACUCUCAAGACAUUUUAUGACCACAAACAUGAAGUUAUUGUGCACGGUGGGCAUUGGGGUGCCAAGAGCAAAAACAUCCUUGACAACUGGUACAUUCCAAAGCUCGAAUUGAUGCAAAGUGUUGUGCUGAGUAUCUAUCAAGAGCAGAGUCAACAAAUAACCAGAACUAUGAUCCCCAGAUAUGUCGAUAUCUGGAUCACAUCAAAAAAUUCUCAGACACACACUGCCACUGCUGGAUAUAGAGAUGGUUCGGAUGAUGGGAUCAAUGACGAUGAGAACACCGAUGAAGCAGGUGAUAUCCAGGCUGCCAUUAGUGAUUUCUGGGGGACAGGAUGUGUUGUAUCGAAUUUCUUCAAGAAGGCACAACUUGCCUUGUUGUCCACCACAGCGCCCAGACCACUCCGCACGUUUGUCAUUGGCUCCACUGCCAUACAUCUCAAUUUUGAUCCCUCGUUACAAUGCCAAGCUAUCGAUGAUGUUGCUGAGAAGUUCUGUUUGCCCAACUUGCAAGCAGCACUCACCAAUUACAUUCAAUGGGAGGGUCAGACUGUUCAAAACCUCCACAAGUUGACAGGACAACAUCAAGCAUCACCAACCACGAAUCUUCCAUUCAAGCAUCUUAAUAUUUGGUUUAAAAACAAUGGCCCACUAGCAGGCUUAAAGAUAACUUAA
Suillus discolor is the source of this 2337-nucleotide messenger RNA. RefSeq lists its product as uncharacterized. The transcript is spliced from 11 exons. Bases 1 to 2337 code for a protein of 778 amino acids. The record is from RefSeq and is a predicted model, not a curated record. Lineage: Eukaryota; Fungi; Basidiomycota; Agaricomycetes; Boletales; Suillaceae.